AUGUAUGAGUUGGGAAAGCUGCUGCAUGAACAAGGUAAGCAAAAAGCCCAUACUCUUGACUGGCACAGACUGACAGGCUCAGCUGAGGCCGUCAGAGACCUUCAGCUCAUCAGAUCUCUUGAUUUCCUGCCUCCGAAGCAGAAAGAUCAGAGACAUGAAAGAAGUGUAAGCUACUUCUCCGAGACCGCGAAAAGUAGAUUUGCAGACGUUUACGCCUUCGCAUCUGAGAAUUACCGUUGCCUGCCACCAGAGCAAGGUGUGGAAUUGGACCAGGUCAGGGAAUUCUUGCGCACUUUCCUCCCAUCCAAGAUAUCCUGGACGAACGAGGAGAAAAAGGCCAGGGCUGAAUUCUACCAAGACCCAAACAUUAAGUACAAGCCACAGAAGCUAUCUGCAAGUGCCGAUCGUCUGGCGAGAUUCCUCGUGGCAAUGUCUGGAGCUUUGUUCAUUCUCGUGCCGAUGUACAUUAUGGUACUGCACAACAGUCAGACGACGAAUCUGGUGGCGACCACGGUGGCUGUCAUACUCUUCGCGGUGAUGUGUUCGAUCACCAUGCGAGCGACCAACGAUCAGACUCUGGGUGCAACAGCAGCGUACGCGGCAGUGCUUGUUGUGUUCGUCGGCUUGACAUCCUGA
Pseudocercospora fijiensis CIRAD86 is the source of this 636-nucleotide messenger RNA. RefSeq lists its product as uncharacterized. The record is from RefSeq and is a predicted model, not a curated record. The coding region runs from base 1 to 636 and encodes 211 amino acids. The transcript has a single exon. Lineage: Eukaryota; Fungi; Ascomycota; Dothideomycetes; Mycosphaerellales; Mycosphaerellaceae.